Molecule: messenger RNA, 2162 nt
Organism: Brassicogethes aeneus
Lineage: Eukaryota; Metazoa; Arthropoda; Insecta; Coleoptera; Nitidulidae
Source: the annotation of a GenBank genome assembly
AGUUAAACAAAUUUAAUUGUACAGUGCAUACCUAAUAAAUAUAGAGGAUUUCUUUGAGUAAAUUGUGACGGAACAGUAAACAAUAAAUUUUGGAAUAAUGGUCGACACACAGCACUUUUGUUUGCGCUGGAACAAUUACCAGAGCAGCAUAACGUCUGCGUUCGAGAACUUAAGGGACGAUGAGGAUUUCGUCGACGUCACUUUGGCCUGUGACGGGAAAAGCUUGAAAGCGCACAGGGUCGUACUGUCGGCUUGCAGCCCCUACUUCAGGGAACUUCUCAAGUCGACUCCCUGUAAACACCCUGUGAUAGUCCUGCAAGAUGUCGCCUGGACGGAUCUACACGCGCUAGUUGAAUUCAUUUACCACGGCGAAGUGAACGUCCACCAGAGGUCGCUGUCGUCGUUCUUAAAAACGGCGGAAGUACUCCGGGUUUCCGGGCUCACGCAGCAACAUGCCGAGGAGCGAGAUCAGCUUGCGCAGGUGCAAGGUCUGGUCAGAUCUCAACAAAACACCCCCACUACAAAUCAUCACACAUCCUACACCGAAAAAUUGGUGGAGGAUGUUUUAUUCACAUCGCCAUCAUCCCCAAAUCACGGACCAACUGUAAAUCAACUUUUGAGAAGGGCUGCCAUGCACCAUAGAAGAGAAAGGCGGAUAUCACUUGACCCCGAGCGUGAAAAAAGCCUAAGACCUGAACAUAUUAUAGGAAAUAACAAUAAUAACGAGCUGAAUUUGUCGCACAUGCACCCCCCCCAAACGCAACCCGCCGAUUUUUCGCCCAGCGGUAUGAAAAACAACGCGCACAAUUUAAAUAUGAGCGCCAACAUGAAAUUCGAGAUCGAAGGCAACGGUAUCAGCAGUACAGAUCGGGAAAAUAGCCCGUGCUCCCCUGUAAUGCCAAAUUCUAAACUGAACGACGAUAACAACAUAAAACCCGAACCUAUGGACAUGAUGUGUUCGACGAACCAGGAGGAGAACAGUACGGACAGUACGGACGGGCCCACUGACAACGGGGGGACGAAUAAUUUGCCCCAGGGCCCGCAUUCGGGGUCGUCAGGGGGCGGGGGGGACCAUGACGACCAUGACAGCCCCAUCGGACCGUAUUUGACCCCAGAAACGAAGUUGUUUGCCAGUGCCGCGGGGGGGUUUAACUUCAGCAUGGCCGCCCUAGCCGCCGAUCCGUCAAAUUUAGGGGCUAUGUUUCUUCCAGGUUUAAAUACCUCUAUGCCAAACGAUAUCGCCGGUACUUCCCAAGGCAUGGGUAUCACGCCGAAAAAAGUCUUUACCUGCCAGCUGUGCGGCAAAAUGCUGUGCUCCAAGGCUUCACUGAAGAGGCACAUAGCCGAUAAGCACGCGGAAAGACAGGAAGAGUACCGGUGCGUGAUAUGCGAGCGAGUGUACUGCUCGAGGAACUCUCUGAUGACGCACAUAUACACGUACCACAAGUCGCGACCGGGCGACAUCGACAUUAAGUUCUUUUAGCCGGAGGAAUCGUCGUCUCAGCAUGCCAUGCCCCCCGUUUCACCUCCACCCGAAAACCCCCUUGACUAUCCCGCGCUUGCCAUCGCCUCUAGCUCUGUGUGUGCGCCGCAUGAACCCAGCUCUCAUCUCCAUCAAACAGCAGCGCAUUUUGUAGGCCCGAUUCGGAUGCCACCGCCCACUUCCGGCGGUAUCAACGAGCCGCAGGAGUGCCCUUACUGCCGCCGCACCUUCAGCUGCUACUACUCGCUGAAGCGGCACUUUCAGGACAAGCACGAGCAGAGCGACACGCUCUACGUGUGCGAGUUCUGCCAUCGCAGGUACCGCACCAAGAACUCGCUCACCACGCACAAGAGCCUGCAGCAUCGCGGCUCUUCGGGCAUGCUGAAGAGGUUGCUGAAGACGACCGCCAUCAAGAACGUGCUGCAAUCGAAUCAACACCAGCCGCAGCAAUCGGCGCGCCUCCAAUAAUAAACACAGAACUAAAGAAAUGACGAGCAAAAACUGCUAACCGAACGUUCCCUUAACGAAAAAAUAGGUACGCCAAUGAUUUUUCAAAUUUUUUUCAGCGCACUCUUAUAGAGAAUUUAACCCCCAACAAAAGUUACCCCUACAAAUUUUUUCGAAUUUACCUUCGUUUAGAAUAUAUUUGCAGUUUUCUCAUCUGCUACAUAAUAGGGUG